UCUAGGUACCCGUCCCGAUCAGCCGAGUCAGAAGUGAUCGAUGCUCUUAGUGUAGUCUGUGCUAAGGCCAGCCGAAGAAUCUUCGCCCCGACAGAACCAGUCGUCGCCAGCGACAAGAGACACAAGCCCGUCCAAGUGCCAGAGAGGGGCUGAUCAUGUCAGAGGACACUACAGAGUCCCUAGUGGGGCCCAGCACCCUCUGGAAGGACCUCAGGGCACUCCUGCCAGACACAGAGGAUGAACUGAAGCUGGAUCUCAGUGAGAAGGUGGACAGGAGCGUGGCUAUGCUGCUACGGCAGGCUUUGGGUCUGUUCUAUGAAGGCCGUUGGCAGAAGUGCCUGCAGGCCAGUGAGGCUGUCCUGGACUACUCCUGGGAAAAGCUCAACAUUGGUCCCUGGCGAGAUGUAGACAAGGAAUGGCGCCGGGUAUAUUCCUUCGGCUGCCUCCUGAAGACCCUGUGCCUGUGCCAGGCACCACAGAAGGCCACUGCUGUGGCUGAAGCACUGCGGGUGUGUGACAUGGGCCUGUUGAUGGGGGCAGCCAUCCUUGGGGACAUUCUUCUCAAAGUUGCUACAGUCCUCCAGACACAUCUGCUCCCUAGAAAGCAGCCUGCCUGUGGCCCUCACCAGGAUCAGCCUGCUACCAAGAAGGCAAAGCAUGACGCCAGCUCAACCCCUGAUGUGGUAUUAGAUCGGGAAGUGCCCAGGCUUCGCUGCCCACCUCUGCAGCACUUCAAGAAGCAUUUUCUAGUUCCUGGGAGACCUGUGAUCUUGGAAGGUGUGGCUGACCACUGGCCGUGCAUGAAGAAGUGGAGUCUACAGUACAUCCAGGAGAUUGCUGGCUGCCGCACUGUCCCCGUGGAAGUGGGUUCAAGAUACACAGAUGAAGACUGGUCCCAGACUCUCAUGACAGUCGAUGAGUUCAUCCACAAAUACAUUCUGAGCGAGGCAAAGGAUGUCGGGUACCUUGCUCAACACCAGCUGUUCGACCAGAUCCCAGAGUUGAAGCAGGACAUCAGCAUCCCCGAUUACUGUUGCCUGGGCAAUGGAGAAGAGGAAGAGAUCACUAUCAAUGCCUGGUUUGGUCCCCAAGGAACCAUCUCCCCAUUGCAUCAGGACCCCCAGCAGAACUUCCUGGUCCAGGUGUUAGGAAGGAAGUACAUCCGGCUGUAUUCUCCGCAAGAGUCUGAGGCAGUGUACCCUCACGAGACACACAUUCUUCAUAACACCAGCCAGGUUGAUGUGGAAAACCCCGACCUAGAGAAGUUCCCCAAGUUCACUGAGGCCCCGUUUCUGUCCUGCAUUCUGUCCCCAGGAGACACCCUCUUUAUACCUGCUAAGUACUGGCAUUACGUGCGCUCCCUGGACCUGAGCUUCUCUGUCAGCUUCUGGUGGUCAUAGCAAAGGCCGGAGUGGAAAGGACCCUCCAGGAAGACACCUUAUCCAAAAGCAGUGAACCCAGUGACAGUGUUAGCCCUGGAUGCUGCUAGACUCCAGCAGUCCUGCUCCACAAUCAGUAUCUGUUAGGAUGUCACAGAGCUGCUGUGUAACCAUGUGACAUGUGUGUGGCCCAGCUGCUGUGUGUACCCACGUGAUGUGUGUGUACCUAGGCGAUCCAGAUUAUGGAUGCUUCUUUUCCUUGUAACUGCUGGGCUGAGUAUCUGCCUUGCUGUUGGGGUGCCUGAGUGCCACUGGCAAGCUGCUCAGAGGAGACAGAGCACAGUCUGUAAUAGGGGUCCCUCAGUCCAUGUUUCCUUGGGUGUGUUUUCUCAGGUGGGAAACGGCAAGGUCUGGGGCGGCUGCUGUUCCCAGUUUUCUGUGUACCCAGGUGUCGCCAGACCCUUACCACUAGGAGUUGGAAACAGAGGUCCUUGGGUCCAUGUUUCACCUCAGGGCAUUUAUGCAGCAGGCUGGAAGGGGCAGGCAGAGCCUGGGAUGGUGACAGAACUGGUUUGGUUCUGAGUGAGUGGCAGGAAUAAGGAGGGGCUGGGAGCGAAGUCUUCUCUGGGAGAUACAGGCCAGCCCUUUACGAGGAAGCCCCUCCCCUCAGGCAGUCCUUGAUGAAGAGAUGGUCCUUGCUCGGUCCAACUGCUUUGUUAGAUGGCGGGUUUGAAUACACACCUUACUCAGGGCGAACCGGGGAUUGCAUACUUGUGGGAAGGAGUGCAAGGGAACCUCGUUUGGCUGAACACUUGGGGCCUAGCUAGAUACUUUAUUAGCAUGAGAACUCCAGUCUGAGCCUAUUCAACCUUACCCGUUCUUCUGUUUGGUGGCACAGUCACUUGGUCCAUAUGUAAUUUAAAAUUUCUUCAAUAACAAUAAAAUAUAUGUUCUUAAGUAAAAGACAAAAA
Rattus rattus (black rat) is the source of this 2350-nucleotide messenger RNA. RefSeq names its product lysine demethylase 8 (gene Kdm8). Gene Ontology annotation, cellular component: nucleus. Gene Ontology annotation, molecular function: histone H3K36 demethylase activity. NCBI's taxonomy places the organism in Eukaryota, Metazoa, Chordata, Mammalia, Rodentia, Muridae. The transcript has 8 exons. The record is from RefSeq and is a predicted model, not a curated record. Bases 156 to 1400 code for a protein of 414 amino acids.